Molecule: messenger RNA, 1423 nt
Organism: Oncorhynchus gorbuscha (pink salmon)
Lineage: Eukaryota; Metazoa; Chordata; Actinopteri; Salmoniformes; Salmonidae
Exons: 5
Coding region: 327-1022 (231 amino acids)
Source: RefSeq, a predicted model, not a curated record
GUGACAUUCUGAUUUAUAACGUGGACGGUAGUUUGUUGUUUGUAAUCCAAGUUUGGGACUUCAAUAAGGGAACCUAUAGUUGCCACAUCUGUAGAUGCCUAUUAUAAAGGAACAUGUUUAUGAUGUUUGGACUUCUGAUUAUGUCAGCAGAAUCCUCUUAUGAGAAUUUAGCAGUUCAUCCAACCACCCUCACAACCGCAGACCACGCGUAACCAUGCCCGCCCAGGACAUCCACAUCCGGCUUCUUUACCUGUGGGAUUGUCUGAGUAGGGUGAGGAUGGAGCUCAGGAGUUUGUUUGUAAUAAAAUCCCUUUUGUGGGGAUUUUAUGCUGAUUGGCUGGUUUCCUUCUAUGAACUUUAACUCAGUAAAAUCUUUGAAAUGGUUGCAUGGCAUGGUGACCUCCUGUAAUGCUACACAGAACAUGUCGUGUUACGGAGCUCUGGGAGGAACUGUCUAUCUCCAGCUGAUGAAUGAUGCCACAGGAUCCGAAUUCAUAUUCAAAAAAGACCCCACUGGUGCACAAACAGUGAUAUUCAAAAUAAAACAAAACAAAAUUGUCCAUGAAUUCAUUAAAGCCAGAUCAGAGUUCUUUAUCAAUAAUGGAACAUUAAAAAUAAAUAGCACAGAGAGGAGUGAUUCUGCUGAAUAUUCUUUAGAAAUCUUCAAGUCAGAUGGACUUUACUUGGACACGAGAAUAGUACAACUGAUAAUUGGAGGAGGAUCUUAUGGCACUGCCAUAGGAUCACUAGUAGCUGUGGUCCUGGUCCUUGCAGUGGUGGUGGGAGCUUACUGUAUUCGCAAGAGGAGGAACCCUCCACAGGCAUCAGAUGCUGUUGAGAGUCCAGAACUGGAAUGUGAUGACAUCACGAUUCUAAAGAAGAGGGAGAAACAGAGAGAGGUUCCAGAGGAGGUGGUGUAUGGACAGAUUGUAGUGCUGGAGGGUGCCAGACCAAACACGGAGAGAGACAGACCUGAGGGGCAGGAGGAGACUUUGUAUGCUGGAAUACAGCUUGGCCAAUGAGAGCUGCAUGUUUGAAGGGUUGGUCUUUAGAAGUGGUACUGAAGCCUUGUUUCUUCAUUUGUUACUGUAACGAAUUGGAUUAACUUUCCCAUAUUACUGUUUAUAUUUCAUGGCAUUCAAUGCUGAGGGUUUUGUACAUUAUUUACCUAAAUAAAUAUCCCAACAAAUGGACUGUCUACAGUUGUCAUAGUCUCUCUGUUACUGAUUUAAUGUUUUAUUUAUCAAUGUAUAAUUUUUUUUUUUACAAACUCUCAACAAGGUUAUUGUGCAGUAGUAAAAGUUGUCAUUCACUGCAGAAGUUUGUGAUUGAAAGGAUUGCCCACUAUUGUGUCCUUCAUGGAAGAAUGGUUCCUUUUUUUGGUUAUUUUCUUAAUUUGCUUCUAAUAAACAAACCCAAUUCA